Molecule: messenger RNA, 2854 nt
Organism: Racocetra fulgida
Lineage: Eukaryota; Fungi; Glomeromycota; Glomeromycetes; Diversisporales; Gigasporaceae
Source: the annotation of a GenBank genome assembly
AUGCAACCUCUAAGUUGGUACUCGGAAAAUAAUGUGAUUGUUCACGUUUCUGACAAAGCUAAACAUAUUGAUACUGCUGCCAAAAUCGUUACAUCUGAGGGUGGUCUCUCAAUUUCGUAUGAUGAAUGUAUCCUUGCCACGGGUUCUUAUCCAUUUGUUCCUCCGAUCCCUGGUUGGAAUAAACCCGGGGUUUUUGUCUAUCGAACUAUAGAGGAUCUGAAUAAUAUAAUCGCAUACGCUGCCAACUCGAAGCGUGGUGCUGUCAUAGGAGGUGGCUUGCUUGGUCUAGAAGCUGCCAAAGCUCUGAAGGAUUUGAAUUUGGAUGUGACAAUCAUCGAAAUGGCACCGGUCUUAAUGGCCAGGCAGUUGGACGCCGAAGGCGGAAGAAUGCUUCAAAAAGAAAUAGAAAAACUUGAUAUUAAAUGCGUUCUUGGUGUUCCUCCAAAAGAAAUUACUGUUGAUGAAGAAGGAAAAGUUAAUGGUAUUCGAUUUGAGGAUAGAGUAAUAGAUUUGGAUAUGGUAAUUGUUGCUGCGGGUGGUGUGUUUGUGGACGAACGACUACAAACCAAUGAUCCUCAUGUUUAUGCUAUUGGUGAGGUCGCUUUGCAUGCCGGUAUGAUCUAUGGUCUUGUUGCCCCCGGUUACGAUAUGGCUGAUGUUGUCGCAGCAAACCUUGCUAAGAAAGAUUCUGAUAAACGCUUUCUUGGUGGUGAUUUAUCAAGUAAACUUAAACUUCUUGGUGUUCAUGUUGCUAGUUUUGGUGACUACUUCGCUAAAGAUGACGUGGCAAUGCCAUUGGUUUAUAAUGAUCCCUUCGGCUCGGUUUAUAAAAAAUAUAUAUUUUCCAAAGAUGGUAAACAUCUUCUUGGUGGUAUAAUGGUUGGUGAUACAGAAGAUUAUACAAAACUUCAUGCUUUGUUCAAGUCUAAAAAACCAUUAACUAUGCCUCCUGGUGAGCUUAUUCUCGGUGUAAAGUCCGGACAAGCUCCGGGCGCAGAUGAUCUUCCUGAUGAGGCUCAAAUUUGUUCAUGUAACAAUGUCACAAAGGGAGAGAUACGUGAAUCUAUUAAAAGUGGUGACUGUCGUUCUGUCGGUCAAGUCAAAUCAUGUACAAAAGCCGGUACAGGUUGUGGAGGAUGUAUACCACUUGUGACAGAAAUAUUCAACGCAGAAAUGAAAGCUUUGGGUCAUGUUGUAACACAGCAUAUUUGUCCGCAUUUUAACUAUACUCGUUCUGAACUCUUUCAAAUCAUUAAAAUCAAGAAGCUCAAGAACUUUGAGGAAACUCUCAAAAAAAUUGGCAAUGAAGGGUCAUCCGGUUGUGAAGUGUGCAAACCGAUGGUCGCAUCUAUUAUUGCCAGUUUAUGGAACGAGCCUAUUCUAGAUCAUUGGGGUAUUCUAGACACAAAUGAUCGUUACCUCGCCAACCUUCAACGAGGUGGAUCAUAUUCAGUGGUUCCACGCGUUCCAGGUGGUGAAAUCACACCCGAAAAACUUAUUGUUCUCGGGGAAGUCGCUAAACGUUAUGGAUUAUAUACUAAAAUCACAGGGGGACAGAGAGUUGAUUUAUUCGGUGCAGAAAAACAUGACCUUCCCCAAAUAUGGGAAGAGCUCGUUAAUGCUGGAUUUGAAUCUGGUCACGCUUAUGGUAAAGCCCUUAGAACGGUGAAAUCAUGUGUUGGAUCAACUUGGUGUAGAUACGGCAUCGGCGAUUCUGUGGGAUUCGCUAUUCAAAUUGAAGAUCGGUACAAGGGAAUUAGAGCCCCUCAUAAGAUUAAGGGUGCAGUAUCCGGUUGUAUUAGAGAAUGUGCGGAAGCACAAGGAAAAGAUUUUGGUCUAAUUGCGACAGAUUCUGGUUUUAAUGUCUAUGUUUGCGGAAAUGGUGGUUCUCAACCUAAACAUGGUCUUCUAUUGGCGAAGAAUGUUUCAGAAGAAGAUGCUAUCAAGUAUCUUGACCGAUUCUUGAUGUAUUAUAUUCACACAGCAGAUCAUUUGACGAGAACCGCAAGAUGGCUCGAAAAGAUGUAUCUUCGCAAGGUUAUUAUUGAUGACCAUCUCGGAAUUUGUAAAGAACUAGAAGAGGACAUGUCCCGUUUAAUUUAUACUUAUCAAUGCGAAUGGGCUGAAGUAGUUAAAAAUCCUAGUCGACGCGCUAUAUUCCAACAAUUUGCAAAUUCGCCGGAGACUUCAGAGGGUAUUGAAUAUAUAACAGAACGAGGACAACGACGUCCUGCCGAUUGGCCCAAAGAAUUCUCAGAAGAACCUAUUAAAGAAGAAAUUAAAUUAAAUCCGGGUGAAAAAGCUUGGAUUAAAAUUGCCAAAUUAGAUCAUUUUCCGGAAGAUGCGGGACAGGUCGUUAAAUAUGGGGACGUACAAAUUGCGAUAUAUAAUACACAUAAUAAGACUCAAUGGUAUGCAUCACAAAACAUGUGCCCACAUAAAAGAGCAUUCGUAUUGUCACAAGGGAUAGUAGGUGAUGAAAACGGGACUAUCAAAGUGAGCUGUCCGAUGCAUAAAAAGAACUUUGCCUUGGAGACAGGUGAAUGUUUAUCAGGAGAUGUAAACUUGAGACUAAUGACCUUUGAUAUAAAGGUAGAAGAUGAUCAUAUUUGGUUACAUCUUCCACCAACUCACGAACUUGAUCGAUUACUUGGAACUAGCAAAUGGAAGGUCACCAAAAAUGUGUGUAGAAUUGAUUAUCUUCAUAAGCUUACACAAAAAGUUUUUCUAAACGCUAACCCUGACUUUAAAAAACAAUUGCUGCGCCACAAUGAUCAACAAAAACAAAACCUGGCACGCCGCCCGGUAUCGGAUUUGCCAAAAGUUCCUGAAGAACUUGCAGGUCCCGUGGAAG